AUGAGUGCGACGGCGCGGAUGCAUCGCUCGCCAAGCGUGGCAGCGAAUCAAGGAACCCGACCAAUACAAGCCGGUUCGGGCCGCAACGGCAUCAAGGGACCGCUCGACAGCAAGUUUGGCGAUAGUCACGGCGAGAAGGAUGCAUCCUCCAGCACGACUCUCGGCCUACUACGGCUCGAAUGGGAGCUCUUGACUCUGAGUACAGCUGUCAAGUUGCUACUUUGGCCUACUUACCACUCGACCGACUUUGAGGUGCACCGCAACUGGCUUGCUAUCACCCAUACCCUUUCAAUCCGUGACUGGUAUUUUGAAGCCACUUCGCAUUGGACACUCGACUACCCACCUUUCUUUGCAUACUUCUCAUACAUCCUAGCGCUACCCGCGCCCCUUGUCGACCCACUGAUUGCAAGUUUGCACCAAGGGCUCGAAUACGCGGCAUGGUCGUGCAAGGCGUACAUGCGAGCAACGGUGGUUGUGACAGAGCUUGUACUGGCAGCGGCGCUACUUGCACAUUCCAGACUCGGAUCGCAGCGAGCGAUCAAGAUCGGCUAUGCGCAAGAGGCUUCAAAUACCGGCGCGACGACGUCACAGCUGCUGGCAGCGAGUCUGCUGAUGCAUCCAGGACUGAUUAUCAUCGAUCACAUCCACUUCCAGUACAAUGGCUUCCUAUUCGGUCUACUCGCCUGGUCGCUCUGGGCUGCUCGGGAGGAUCGACCUUUGCUAUGCGCUUUUUUGUUCAGCUCGUUGCUCAACCUCAAGCACAUCUACGUCUAUGUAGCGCCGCCGUUCUUCAUCUUCCUUCUUCGCUCUUACGUCUUUCCCGUCGGCAGUACAACGGGCGAUCUAGGACGUAGCGUGGAAAGGCUCAUCACUGUCGGCGUGGUGACGUUGAUGCCGUUUGUGCUCAGUCUCGCACCUUUGGCGAUCGACGGGUUGCGACACCAAGCAGGACCAUUCGGCGUGCUUUCGCAGAUGGUCUCACGACUAUUUCCCUUCAGCCGUGGUCUCAUUCACGCCUACUGGGCACCGAAUGCGUGGGCACUGUGGACCUUUGCUGAUCGCCUUCUCGUCAAACUUCUCCCCCGCAUUCCUGCGAUCCGUGCGUUACUUCCGGCAAGCUUCCUGGCACGAUACCAAGCAUCGGCAAGCACCGGCUUUGCAUCGGCAUCUCGUGGCUUGGUGGAAAACAUCUCAUUCGGCGUGUUGCCCGAUAUCAGCCCCUGGACGUGCUUCCUUCUGACACUGACAUGGAUGUCAAUUUAUAUGGUCAAGCUAUGGCAAAAGCCCACCUACCGAACCUUCUUGGCCUCGGUGAGCUUAUGCGGCUUUGCAUCCUUCCUGUUCGGCUGGCACGUGCACGAAAAGGCCAUCAUGCUGCCCCUGAUUCCGUACACUUUCUUGGCAGCGGACGACUAUUGGCACUUGCGAACGUUUGUACUGCUCAGCACGGCGGGGACUGUGUCGUUGUUCCCCUUGCUCUUUACGCCACAGGAGGGGCCGAUAAAGAUCGGAUACUCGAUCGUUUGGGCGUUGUUGGUGUUUGGAACGCUGCAGAAGCGCCUGUUUAGGCCGGUGCAGUCGAAUCUGGGGAUCUUAAUGCAUCGAUUGGAGACGGUGUAUUUGUGGGGCUUUGUUGCGUUGCAGGCGUAUGUGUCGGUGGUGCAUCCGCUCGUCUUUGCUUCAAGAAGUGGGCCGGACGUCGGAGCGGUUGCGAAUAUCACACACGGUCUUGAUAUUGCAUCGCUGGUGCAGAGUGCUGAUGUACCAUCAAUAGCAGAGCCAGCAACAGCGUCCAUCAUCGAAGCAGUUGCCGGCAGCAUAGACGACCGAGCGGUGCCGAUCACCGAUGUAGCGACGGAAGAGGAUGCGCUGCCGGCUGAAGAGACAAUCGCUCCCGACACUACCGCCGAGUUUGAUGCGCCUCAAACAGCAGUGACGCCAGCGGAUCUACUCUCGAUUCCUGCCACGCCAGCAGCGAGAGAAACAGACGCAGCAGUAGAGAAGGAGCAAAAGCGCAGCGCUUCACCAACAGAGUCGGCAUCAUCAUCUCGGAUGGAGUUCUUGCCGCUCAUGAUGGUGAGCGUAUACUGCAGCAUUGGCGUCCUUUGGGCUUGGAUCCGCGCUUCCACUUUAUACCUCCUGAGCGAGUCGUGA
This is a messenger RNA of Ustilago hordei, 2154 nucleotides long. RefSeq lists its product as uncharacterized. The record is from RefSeq and is a predicted model, not a curated record. Gene Ontology annotation, molecular function: dolichyl pyrophosphate Glc1Man9GlcNAc2 alpha-1,3-glucosyltransferase activity. The transcript has a single exon. Lineage: Eukaryota; Fungi; Basidiomycota; Ustilaginomycetes; Ustilaginales; Ustilaginaceae. Gene Ontology annotation, cellular component: endoplasmic reticulum membrane. Gene Ontology annotation, biological process: protein N-linked glycosylation. Bases 1 to 2154 code for a protein of 717 amino acids.